Molecule: messenger RNA, 1703 nt
Organism: Pseudophryne corroboree (corroboree frog)
Lineage: Eukaryota; Metazoa; Chordata; Amphibia; Anura; Myobatrachidae
Exons: 7
Coding region: 421-1044 (207 amino acids)
Source: RefSeq, a predicted model, not a curated record
CACCUAAUUACUAAAGGUAAUAGUUGGUGGCGUGGAUAGUAGAGGAACUAUCCCGCUGGCCUAGCUCCUCCCCCUUGCGUCGUAACUCCUCCCCCUUACGGAAAAGGUCCCUUAGCCCACUUGAUUCUAGCAUCUACCGUACUUUCUACCCUCCUGGCAGUGGGCUGUAAGCGACUUUGUGGAUCCCCUGGCGAUGUCAUUUUGACACACUGGUGUUCAGGACAUCGGCGUCUUCUGUAACCCCGGUUACCGCGGGUCCUCCUAGCGUGCCGCCCUUAUAUUGGUAAACCCUCAACUGUCUCUGAAAGUCCCUUCAUUUCCGGUACAGCUGCGUCUCUAUUGUGAGAGGAGCAGGAAGCUGCAGUGAGUUUGAAUUAAACCAGGCGCGCUGCUAGUGAGCGUGAGCGUCCCGCACUGCAGAUGGAUACAUUAGAACAGCUUCUACCAGAAGAUGAGGAAAAUCUUUUUUCCUGCAGUAUGACAGAGCUUGAGAAAAUUGUUCAGGUUUUCUCUGAUCAAGUCCAGGCCCACAGGGAGCAGCUAAACAAGACAAAGGCUGAACUGCAUGACCUGGAGACAGAGACCACUGAAAGACACUUAAGUAGAGAAUUACAUGUCUCCCUGAUUCCUCAAGCGUUGGAUCUGCAGGAAGCAUUAGAGGAAGAGGCAGAGACCCAACAACAACUCCAGGCGGUGACUGUUGAAAUGGAAAGACUGACAGAAACGCCACCCACAAAUUGCAGUGAAGCCCUGGAAACACGAUUGAAGCAGGUAGAGGAUCUCACUGCCACUUACAGUAACAUGGAAAAAGAUCUCUUGGAGGAAACUGAAAAUCUGAAAAUAUUUCUACAGCAAUCGCAUGCCGGGUUGGCACAGGUGACGUCCGAUCAUCAGAGAGUGGAAGAGGAGCUGCUUACUCUGCAGAACAGGCACCUUGCCCAAAAAUGCCCAUUACACAGUGAGGCCAAGCUCCUGCUUGAUACCUGCAUUAAGGAAAUAGAGUCACUGAAUGCUUUACCAGAGGAGAAACGUCGCAAGAAGUGAGGUCUGCCCCUCCGAUCCCACUGCAAAUGGGUUUUCUCUGGAAGUUUCCCCAAGUUUUUCAUGAUUUAAUAAAUGAAGAUACAGACUGGAUGGACCAAGUGGUCUUAUCGCCAUCAAAUUCUAUGUAAUAAAAUGUUCUCAUUAGGGGCUCUAUUUGGUCAUUUGAUAACACAACGUUGGUAUAUACUCUACAUACCAUUUUGCAUGUAUAAUUGUUUGGAAGGGUUUGCUCAUCAAUGUGUCUGCCUGACUUGUCUCUAGCUAGGUUGGCCCGUCACAACACUCUCCAGGACACGGCACUGUCAGGAAUUUGCAUGCAUCCUUGUUGUUCCUGAGGACACCACAACUACCCAAUCAGUCUUGUCAGCAUUUGUAUGCUAAAUACAACAAAUGGUGGGGAGGCUUAAGGAAGGGACCCAAAACAACCUGUUUUGUGUUUUGGAAAAACGGAGCAUUCUGGGCAAAAUACAUUUUUAAUAUUUAAAAUCGCCAUGUCAGGAAAUUUGAAAUUGAAAAUGACUGUGUACAUACGUCUGUUUUAGAUUUUUUGUUUUUUUUUGUUUUAUGUAUUAGUUAUUCAUUAGAAUUCAAUUUAAAAUGAGUAGAUACUUCAUUCUUUAUAAAAUGGUGUCUAAUAAAGGUGCACAUGUAAAGUUUUA